GCGGCCCCUGGCAACGGGGAGGGCCGCACCCGGAGCCAUGGCGGCCGCCGGCAGCCCCAGCGUCUUCUUGGUGGCGGUCAACGGGCAGAUCGAGAGCGGGCAGUUCCCGGGAUUUGACGAUCUCUACUGCAAGUUCUGCUUCGUCUACGGCCAAGACUGGGUUCCCACAGCGGGCCUGGAGGAGGGCAUCUCCCAGAUCACCUCCAAGAGCGACGUCUCGCCCAGCACGCUCGUCUGGAACUUUCCCAUCGACAUUACCUUCAAGAGCACUAACCCCUUUGGCUGGCCACAGAUUGUAGUGAGCGUCUACGGACCUGACUUCUUUGGCAACGAUGUGGUCAGAGGUUAUGGAGCUGUUCAUGUUCCCUUUACACCGGGAAGACAUACAAGAACCAUCGCUAUGUUUGUUCCAGAGUCCACAUCUAUGCUGCAGAAGUUUACAAGCUGGUUCACGGGGAGACGCCCAGAAUUUACUGACCCCAGAGUGGUAGCACAGGGAGAAGGAAGAGAAGUAACGAGGGUGCGAUCUCAAGGCUUCGUGACCAUUUCCUUCAACGUAAUGACCAAAGAUAUGAAGAAGUUGGGCUAUGAAGUGAGCUCCAGCGACAUGGAGAACCCUUCCCUGGUGCCAGAAGGGAUUCAUAAAUAUUGAGCCCAGGCAGGGGAUGCUUAAAGGCUCACAGAGAAGUUAAGCACUUUGAGGCCUUUUGUGGCAAAGGGAAAUGUGUGUCUGACUAAACUGAGAAAAUUUCACUUGAGACCAUUAUUCCAAAAGAAACACAAGUCCACGAGGCUUUGGAAUAAUUACCCAAGUAUAAUUAUUUCAGUAAUCACACCGGUUUAAGUAUUAUAUAAAUUAAUGUAAUCACAUAAAAUAUAGCAUUUUUAUGAGUCAUAUCAGGCUAUCCUAAGACCUGUAACAAAGUAUUUUUUAUUACAGCCUUUUGUACAUUCUUUAUAUACUUAAAGAAUAGGGAAGUUUAUAGUUGUAGCAGUUUUCCUGUGUUUAAAAUCAUUGCAAACUCAAUUCUUUUUACUACUGUGGUAGAAAUUGGAAACUGAAAUUAUUUCACCAAAUCCACCUCUAAACUAAUGCUAGCACUUUUCUUUUAGGCCAAAUAAACCCAGUUUUCUAAAUAUA
Molecule: messenger RNA, 1141 nt
Organism: Calidris pugnax (ruff)
Lineage: Eukaryota; Metazoa; Chordata; Aves; Charadriiformes; Scolopacidae
Gene: B9D1
Product: B9 protein domain 1
Exons: 7
Coding region: 38-652 (204 amino acids)
Biological process (GO): cilium assembly
Cellular component (GO): MKS complex
Source: RefSeq, a predicted model, not a curated record